Messenger RNA from Oreochromis aureus, 2072 nucleotides. It is a transcript of the gene ranbp1, whose product is annotated as RAN binding protein 1. The transcript has 6 exons. Gene Ontology annotation, molecular function: GTPase activator activity. The record is from RefSeq and is a predicted model, not a curated record. Gene Ontology annotation, biological process: nucleocytoplasmic transport; positive regulation of mitotic centrosome separation. NCBI's taxonomy places the organism in Eukaryota, Metazoa, Chordata, Actinopteri, Cichliformes, Cichlidae. Bases 487 to 990 code for a protein of 167 amino acids. Gene Ontology annotation, cellular component: cytoplasm; centrosome; nuclear pore.
AUAACAAUUUUGUGACAAACAUUGUUUUUCAUGUGUCAUAAUUUGUCAAAGUUUCGAAAGGAAGCCGUGUGCAAGAAAUGCCGACAAUCAUCUUGUCUUUGGUGAUGCUAUGAACCACUAAUUGAUAUUUUUUUAGUGAUGUAAAAGGUAACGGAACGCCAAUGGACUUAUGAAAAUGCACAGUGUAACCGUUGUAAAAUUUUCCACUCUUAACACUUCCGUUACAGUUCACGAGCUCAGUAAUUCAAAGUGUCCAGCCAGCAAACGUGUUAACAUUAGCUUCAUACUGUGAACAUUAGCAUAGGGAGGUGAUGUGCGAAAGAACAUUAGUGCUUCUACCAGACGAUCACACCGGACCAGGAAGACCACGAUACCACUGCAGAUGGUGCAGAAGACUCUAAUCAUGAUCCCCACUUUGAGCCCAUCGUGUCUCUUCCUGAGCAGGAUGUGAAAACAUUAGAGGAGGAUGAGGAGGAGCUGUUUAAAAUGCGGGCCAAACUAUAUCGUUUUGCCUCUGAAAACGACCCGCCAGAGUGGAAGGAGAGAGGAACUGGAGACGUCAAGCUGCUGAAACACAAAGAGAAGGGCACAAUCCGCCUCCUGAUGAGGAGAGAUCGAACUUUAAAGAUCUGUGCCAACCAUCACAUUUUACCAAUGAUGGAGCUGAAGCCCAAUGCUGGCAGUGACAGAGCAUGGGUGUGGAACACACUAGCUGAUUAUGCAGAUGAAUGCCCCAAACCCGAACUUCUGGCAAUCCGCUUUUUAAAUGCUGAAAAUGCUCAGAAGUUCAAGGUGAAGUUUGAUGAGUGCAAGGAGGAAGUCAGAAAACAUCUAGAGCAAACAGGCAACACCGACAGUGCAAACAAGGUGGCAGAGAAGUUGGAGGAACUCUCUGUGAAAGACAAGGCAUCAGAGGAAAAGAAGGAAGAGGAGAAAAAGGAGACUGAGAAGAAAGAUGAGAAGGAGGAGGUGAAAGAUGAGAAGAAUUGAGAACCAAGAACUUGCUUUUGCUGAUCUUCAGUAUAUCGGUUUUUCCUCUUUUUCUACAAUAGACUCUAAAUGAACUGAAUUUGGACACUUGCAUAAUAUUAUUAGGUUUUCUUUUUAUUGGUUUUUGCCUCAAGAUCACAAGUCCUUGAUGCCAAUGGGGGGAAAAAAUACACGCUAGUGAUUUUUUUUUUUUCUGGAAAAAGUCCUUCCUUUCCCACCCCUUUCCCUCUUUGCGCCAUGGAAUGCCACGCUUUCCAUCGUUGUCAUCUACAGUUCAAUGUUACUUCAAACAAACUGUGAAAAGAGGCUUGUGAUAGUGACGAUUCCCACAUUGGGGUAUUUUUCUUUGUUUUGUUUUGUUUUUGCUAUUCUGAUAAAGAGUUUUGUUUGUAGAGGGAGAGGAUAACGUAGCCUGCUCGAUGGCAGCGCAGGGUCAUUGACCAGGUAUUACAGAGGUGCAUUUUAAGUAUAAAAUCCCAUUUUGCAUCUCAGUGGGCCGCCUUGCCAUGUCCACUGUUAAUGCUUCCACUGUUAGACAACAAGUAAGGCGAAGACUUCUCACUGACUGCCUUGCAGAAGUAGUUCCUUCUUUGAUCAGUUCUGUCGGGAACUGAUUUGAAGGGAAUCCACUCCAGAAAGUUGAGGGGCAUCAGAUGAGUACUGCUCUGUGCAGUGUGCACUGAUGGCUAACUGAUAGGAAAUGAGAUGCACUUAGCUAAAAAAAAAUAUUUUUUUUGUCCUGACAAACAUCAAGCCCAAAGUAAAGAGUCCAUCAGUUUGGUGCAGCUAUGCUCUGACUUGCGUUCCUCACUAGUAAAUCAAGUUUGUAUUGUUUAGAUCAUAACAUUCCCAGACUUCAAAGCAUGUAGAGUAUAUGUAACAGAGUGUGCCCUGUUUGAUCUGUGUGCUCACCACCCUCUCCUUUUCUUUCCACUAAUUGAGUUCUUAACCUUGCCUCUGAAGUGCAUCUAAGUGCCAGUGCAUCUGUAAAUACAUGAAUAUGGAUGAAAUGUGUCUUUUCAUUUGCGCACAAAUGAUUUGAAAUGUUUCGUCCAACUUCGAAUAAAAGCUGUCAAAGACCA